GGCACACGCUGUUGGGACCGGAGCCAAUAAAGCGAUAGUGCUCGCCACACGCUGCUGCGUGGGAUGCUCCCACCACGCUCCCUCCUCUCCCUUUCAAUUCCUAUUCUAAUUCCCCUUCUCCAGUCGAAUCGCACCCCGCCUUCCCCGCUUCUACGAACCCUUGUUGAUUCUGAACAACUCUCUCUCUCUCUCUCCGUCAUCUCUUCCCUCUUCCUUGUUCUCUCCGACGACCCCCAAAUCGGUUCCAGGCUUGAGAUUCUGUAGCUUAAAUAUGGUUACGGAGCCUCCCUCUUCUAUAGCUGAACAACCAGUUGGCGGGUCAAUCCCCAAUAAAAAGGACACAAGAAAAGUGCCAAAGAAAGAACACAAAGCUAAGAGAGAAAAGCUGAAACGUGAUCAUUUAAAUGAGCUCUUUUCAGAGCUGGGCCAUGCACUGGAACCAGCGAGGCAGAAUAAUGGCAAGGCCUCUAUAUUAGGUGAUGCCACUCGAUUACUACAAGAUCUCAUUGCACAGGUAGAGUCCCUCAGGAUGGAAAAUGCUGCUUUGGUGACUGAAUCUCAAUAUGUUGCUGUGGAAAAGAAUGAGCUGAAAGAUGAGAACACGGUCCUCGGAGCUGAGAUCGAGAGACUGCAAAAUGAGCUACAUGAGAGGAUGCAGUCCAAUCCUGUGUGGCAUGAUGGAGAAGAGGUGGCUCCUCCUGCUCCGCCACAACCCACAACCGCUGCACUGCCAAUGCAGCAGCCACCUGUCGGAGCCCUUUAUGUCAUCCCCCUCCACCAAGAGCUCCAUCCCUUCUCAGAGGCUGCCAACACACCAGCUCCUCCGAAACCCCCCUCUCAUGUGAGGAGGCCACAUGCCAGAUAUCCCACACCAUCAGAUUCCUGGCCACUGGAGCUUCUUUCAAGGCGUCAAAGAGCAGCCCAUGAAGCGCAGCACAAGGGCAAUAGCAGCAGCAUGACAUCUAACACCAGGGAAGAAGGCGUAGAUGAAGUGUAAGUUAGUAGUAUGGUCUGUCUGAGAGUUGUACAUGAACACCCUGACACUCUAUCUCAGUAUGGAGAGCAUUAGUCAUUAGAACUUGAAGAUAGCAUCAUAUCGAUGAUGAUGAUGAUGAAGAAUGCAUUAAGUUGAUGAGAAAGGAUUUAUAAUUAUAUGCAUGCAGCUGGAGCAGUGUAUCUUUGUGAAAUUUUGAAAUUUGAAUUCAGGCAUGUCUGCAUGCAGUUCU
This is a messenger RNA of Phoenix dactylifera (date palm), 1226 nucleotides long. Its product is annotated as transcription factor BHLH062-like. The record is from RefSeq and is a predicted model, not a curated record. Gene Ontology annotation, molecular function: protein dimerization activity. Lineage: Eukaryota; Viridiplantae; Streptophyta; Magnoliopsida; Arecales; Arecaceae.